Molecule: messenger RNA, 432 nt
Organism: Botrytis cinerea B05.10
Lineage: Eukaryota; Fungi; Ascomycota; Leotiomycetes; Helotiales; Sclerotiniaceae
Gene: Bcdad4
Product: Bcdad4
Exons: 5
Coding region: 89-307 (72 amino acids)
Biological process (GO): attachment of spindle microtubules to kinetochore
Cellular component (GO): DASH complex; mitotic spindle
Source: RefSeq, a predicted model, not a curated record
GGUAUCAAUAUUUACUAAACAACAACAAAAUAGUGACUUUGUCAAAACAUCACAUCUCAUAAACCAUAUCACAUCAACGAUAGAGAUUAUGGAAAAUCCUCACGAGCACCAGCAAAACUUGCUUCUCUCACGAAUCAUCACCAACGUGGAGAAACUCAAUGAAGCCAUCAUGCUUCUGAACAAGAAUCUCCAGGAGAUCAAUAACGCAAACACAAAUGUCGUUCUGGUUGCAGAUAUGUUCAAGAACUAUCAAUCCAACGUUCUCUUCCAUCUAGAAGCUACCGACAGUCUCAAGGAGCCAUCAUGAUAGGACUGAAGAGAGUCUUUGUGGGAAAGGAGCCGGCGUUUUAUGGCGGAGAUUGAUGUUUAGAAUAAUUUCUGAUUGAUGACUUACAAAGAUAAUUUCCACGACUUUCAAAAAUAUCCUAGAGA